Molecule: messenger RNA, 338 nt
Organism: Anastrepha ludens (Mexican fruit fly)
Lineage: Eukaryota; Metazoa; Arthropoda; Insecta; Diptera; Tephritidae
Product: MIEF1 upstream open reading frame protein
Exons: 2
Coding region: 81-287 (68 amino acids)
Source: RefSeq, a predicted model, not a curated record
UUUAAUCAUCGAGAGCAUGCAUUGAGAAGGCUAUUUUAUAAAUCCGUCAAACCGUUAACUAAAACUAAUAACAGCACGCAAUGUUUCAGCCUUCUAGACAACAAAUUCUGCGCCUUUAUAAACAUCUCAUACGCUACGGUAAUCAGUUACAACUAACCGACAAAACCUACUUUUUGGGUCGUAUACGUCGUGAAUUCAAGGAGGGUCGCAAUAUCAGUGAUCCACUCAAAAUUGAGUUUAAUUUUAAGCGCGGCGAAACGCUUUUACGCAACGGACGCAUUCUCUAAUUCAUUAGCAAUCAACAACUAUGUUACAACGCAUAAUAAAUGUAUUUGCAG